AUGGGAAGCACCGAGUCUACAACCGUAACGCAUGGGCAGCCUCCUCCAGAGAUGGUAAACAAUCUAGUUCGUCGAACAGAUGGUCUACAACCUCCGUUUCUUGCUCCUCGAUUUGAACCUUAUAAUCCCAAAACUUUAUACAAGAUUGAAUGUCCGAUCUCCAUAAAUCCUAGGAGCGUCGCACUAUGCCCAUCACCAGGCGAUCCUGAGAAACUGGGAGUGUGUUUCAAGGGGAAGUGCUUAAAACCCAGUUCUUUACAAAUAUUCUCUUUUGUACGCGAAGAAACGGAUGAUAAUCUCGUACCAUUAAAGCAUACGCUAUUGCCCACAACACUGAAUGAUUGCAGGCCGCAGCCACCCAAAAUUCCUAUUUUGCCGAACGGUGAGUUUUCUUAUAACAGCGCAGAGUCCGGUGUCUGCGUUUUUUCUCUUAGCGAUAUUCAGCUAAACCCUUCGAACCUAAAGGAACGCUGGUCAUUAAUCCUGCGUCUCAGUGUGGACACUCCCGAUCCGAUUUCUGUGAACACUCUCCAAGUUUACUGCGCCAUCCGUGUGAUUUCCGGCGUUGCCAAGCUGAAAGUGGUCACUCAGAAAUGUGUUGUCCAAAAUCGGGGGUAUUUUAUGAGCGAAUUAUAUGGGUUGGGCGAUAUGUCGAAAGAAGAAGGAGAGGGUCGCGAGUGUGUGAUUUGUAUGACGAACGAUCGGGACACCUGUGUCAUGCCAUGUCGUCAUGUCUGUUGCUGUGCAGAAUGCGCGAACACGCUGCGAUUGCAGUCGGAUCGAUGUCCUGUGUGCCGUGAAGCCAUCACCGAGUUGGUAUAUUUGACGGUGAACCCGGAUUAUCUCAAUGCGCAGAGAGAUCAAUCGGGGACGCUGAACGUGGAAAUGAAUAACAUGGGGUCAUGA
Blastocystis hominis is the source of this 906-nucleotide messenger RNA. RefSeq lists its product as hypothetical. NCBI's taxonomy places the organism in Eukaryota, Bigyra, Opalinata, Blastocystidae. The record is from RefSeq and is a predicted model, not a curated record. Gene Ontology annotation, molecular function: ubiquitin protein ligase activity. Gene Ontology annotation, biological process: protein ubiquitination. Bases 1 to 906 code for a protein of 301 amino acids. The transcript is spliced from 5 exons.